This is a messenger RNA of Anthostomella pinea, 1263 nucleotides long. NCBI's taxonomy places the organism in Eukaryota, Fungi, Ascomycota, Sordariomycetes, Xylariales, Xylariaceae. The record is from the annotation of a GenBank genome assembly.
AUGGCUCGGGCGAAAAGCAGCGCCACCCCAGGGCCCGAGAGUGUAGAACGCCGGCGCAGUGCGAGACACGUCAAGCCAGCCAAUGAAGAAACCCCGGUCAAACAGGAGGAAUCACCCGUGAGAACACAACCACAGAAGAAGCAGAGGGUCGCCAAACGGGAAGCUCCCUCGGCUACUCCUGACCGUCGGAGGAAGAAGGUCAAGGUCGAGAGCCCAGAUGAAGACGACAAUGCGCCACCACAUUCACCUACCAAAGUGAAGCCUUCCCCGGCUUCAACGCCCGCAAAAUCAGAGACUGGCAGUCCUCGGAAGCCCAGCAAGACCAAGGAGGACAAGGCUGCCGAUCUCCAGGCGAAGAAACUGAAGUCAUAUUCACAGUUCGCCAAUCAGUCGCCGUUCCCAGACUUUGCGCACCCGACGCCCGAGGAGUGCAAACUGGCGCACAAGAUCCUGGCCUCCCUCCACGGCGCGCGCCAGCGGCCCGAGAAGCUCACAGCGGCGCCGACGCAGCGCGCCGGGUGCGGCAACUCGCCCUCGGUGCUGGACGCGCUGGUGCGGACGAUCCUGUCGCAGAACACCAGCGACCGCAACAGCACGCGCGCCAAGCUCAGCAUGGACAAAGCCUGGCAUGGACGUUUUCAUACACUAGACGGCGGCAGCGACAAAUGGGACGCCAUCGUCGCGGGCGGGCAGGCGAAGCUGCAGGAGACGAUUGCGAGCGGUGGGCUCAGCGUCGUCAAGAGCCGCGUCAUCAUCAGCAUCCUGCAGCAGGCGCGCGACAAGUACGGCGCCUACUCGCUCGACCACCUGUUCCAGGCCUCCGACGACGACGCCAUGAGGGAGAUGCUGGCGUUUCAGGGCGUGGGACCCAAGACGGCGAGCUGCGUGCUGCUGUUCUGCCUGCGGCGCGAGAGCUUCGCCGUCGAUACGCACGUGCAUCGUAUUACGGGCUUGCUGGAGUGGAGGCCCAGGGACUGCUCGCGGGAUCAGACGCAUGCGCAUCUUGAUGCUCGGAUACCGGACGAGGACAAGUACAGCCUGCAUAUCCUCAUAAUCAAGCACGGGAAGAGCUGUGAUGAGUGCAAGGCGGGCGGGAAGAAUUUGGGCAAGUGUGAGCUUAGGAAGGCGUUUAGACGUGGCAAGGUUGAAGGUGAAGCUGGAGAGGAGGUCAAGGAGGAGGAGGUCGAAGGUAUGAAGAAGGAGGAGCCGGAUGUUGAGACGGGUGCGGAUGCUAUUGGUCAUGCUGUCGAGCAGGCCUCGUAG